Molecule: messenger RNA, 577 nt
Organism: Macroventuria anomochaeta
Lineage: Eukaryota; Fungi; Ascomycota; Dothideomycetes; Pleosporales; Didymellaceae
Product: lytic polysaccharide monooxygenase
Exons: 3
Coding region: 8-577 (189 amino acids)
Source: RefSeq, a predicted model, not a curated record
CAAUGACAUGAUCUGCAAUGGAGGGCCAAAUCCGUUGAACCAGCCUCUUCCCAAGGACAUCAUCAACGUCAAAGCCGGCGACAAGCUCGCCACAGAGUGGCACCACACGCUGGACUCGACCCCUGAGACCGAUAAGUCUGACCCCAUUGACCCAGGCCACCUGGGCCCUAUCAUGAUCUACCUCGCCAAAGUAGACAGUGCCUUGACGACUACCGUGACGGGACUGAAGUGGUUCAAGAUCUACGAAGACGGCCUUGACUCAAACGGCACCUGGGCCGUAACACGGCUGUACAACAACAAAGGCAAAAUCGAAUUCACGCUGCCAAAGUGCAUUCAGAACGGACAAUAUCUCCUCCGCGCAGAGAUUAUCGCGCUGCACGCCGCAUCCAGCUACCCCGGUGCCCAGCUGUACAUGGAAUGCGCACAAAUCAACGUAUCAGGCGGCGGAAGCGCAAACCCAUCGACGGUCAGCUUCCCGGGCGCAUACAAGGAAACGGAUCCGGGGAUUAAGUUCCAGUUGUACUGGCCGGUGCCGACGAGUUAUACGAUCCCGGGACCGAGGCCGUUUACCUGUUGA